Messenger RNA from Morus notabilis, 1631 nucleotides. Its product is annotated as uroporphyrinogen decarboxylase 1, chloroplastic. Bases 78 to 1196 code for a protein of 372 amino acids. Gene Ontology annotation, biological process: porphyrin-containing compound biosynthetic process. The record is from RefSeq and is a predicted model, not a curated record. Lineage: Eukaryota; Viridiplantae; Streptophyta; Magnoliopsida; Rosales; Moraceae. Gene Ontology annotation, molecular function: uroporphyrinogen decarboxylase activity. The transcript is spliced from 5 exons.
UUGUACUUGAAAUGACUUGUUCCGAUUUCCAAAGAUGACAAUGGUUACUAAUUUGUUGAAAAUAUGGGCGACUAAAGAUGCCUGAGUUAUGUGUAACUGUCUCAUUGUGUUUUUCAUGUCAUUCAGAUCCUCUCUUGGUUAAAGCAGCAAGAGGGGAUCCUGUAAGUCGGCCUCCAGCAUGGAUGAUGCGACAGGCGGGAAGGUAUAUGGCUGUUUACAGAAAGCUCGCAGAGAAAUACCCAUCCUUCAGAGAGAGAUCAGAGACAACUGAUCUCAUCGUGGAAAUUUCUUUGCAGCCUUGGAAGGCUUUCCGUCCGGAUGGAGUUAUUAUUUUCUCGGACAUACUUACCCCUCUACCUGCAUUUGGCGUUCCAUUUGACAUAGAAGAAGUUAGGGGUCCUAUUAUUCAGUCGCCAAUUACUUCCGAAGAGGGCUUGAAGACUUUGCAUCAGAUUGACUUGGAAAAACUGCAUUUUGUGAGGGAGUCCUUGAAAAUAUUACGCAGUGAGGUUGGCGACCGUGCUGCUGUUUUGGGUUUUGUUGGAGCACCUUGGACGAUAGCUACGUAUAUAGUUGAAGGGGGUACGACUCGCACAUAUACAACCAUAAAGAGAAUGUGUCAUACAGCACCACAUGUAUUGAGGGCCCUUCUGUCUCAUUUGGCACAGGCAAUAACCGAAUACAUUGUUUUCCAAGUGGAAUCUGGUGCUCAUUGCAUACAAAUAUUUGAUUCAUGGGGUGGACAACUAACACCUGAGAUGUGGGAGCACUGGUCAAAACCUUAUAUAGAAGAGAUUGUGAGAGUAGUAAGAAAGAAAUGCCCCAAAACACCUCUUGUUCUAUACAUCAAUGGAAAUGGUGGCCUUCUUGAACGUAUGAAAGGAACUGGAGUUGACGUCAUUGGACUGGACUGGACAGUUGACAUGGCAGAUGGAAGGAGACGAUUGGGUAGUGGGAUCGGUGUCCAGGGAAAUGUGGACCCUGCUUACUUAUUUUCUCCUCUUCCUGCCCUUACUGAAGAAAUCCAAAGGGUUGUAAGAUGUGCGGGACCGAGAGGACACAUUCUGAAUCUAGGACACGGUGUUCUUGUCGGAACUCCAGAAGAAGCCGUCGCACAUUUCUUUGACGUCUCAAAAACAUUGAAGUACGAUGCGCCUCAAAAUCAUGCCGUAGAGGAACCGAAACUGGUAGCUUAAGGAAACAAUGAUAAGGCAAAUUCAAGAACUACUACGAAACCUAAACUUGAUGGACUUGAAUUCCGCACGUAAACAUGAUUUCAGUGGUCUUAAUUUUCACUUUGAAUCGAAACCGAUUAGCCUAUGGCCGGGAACCAUUUGCCGGUGUGGAAUGCACUUUUGGUGACUGAGCAAGUUGUUGAGCACUUUUGGGUCACAAAAGCGAGUCUCCACGCUCGUUUUGUCAAUGUGAGGCCUUCUCAUAUCGGAUUCGCGUCGCCAUAGAAGCGCCCUUCUCAGGUUAGUCAACACGAGGCUCUCUUCCUGGAUGCGGCGGCAGGGCAUUCUCCGUUGGGUAAAGGCAACGAUUAAGGAGUAAGGGAUCUUCCCUUUUUCUCAACUUAUUUAUUUGGGCUUUUUUUUUUCCUUAUUUUCAGAGUUUUCCUUCUUUAAUUU